CCAGGUGAACAGGCGGCCACGGAAACUCGCGUCAUGGUAACGCCGGCAAUCAAAUCGUUAUUUAUUUUCCAAAGCGCGGCUUUCGUUCGCUUAAUUAGUCUGAGAUUGGCCUUUGAAACUUGAUAAGCCGAUUUAGGGUAAAAAACAGCAGCAGCAAGAUGGGCAAAAAGGGUAAAGGCAAAGGCAACAAGUUGGCCAAAAUGUCCGAGGAGGAACGCGCCCGGUAUCUACAGAUGCGGGCCGACCAGGAGGAGGAGACGAGGCGCCGCAAGAUGCAGCUCAUUUCCAUGUACAUGAAGAACAAACUGAAAAGGGAGGAUGCCUUUGGACGGUUGAACAUGGCCAAGAUAAACCAAGAGUGGCGCAGCAUUUUGCGGCAGGUUAAAAUCCAGGAGCUGCGUCGUGAAAUCGUCGAUGUGGAGACCUUCUUCCAGGAGGCCCUGAAACGCAAAGACCAGGUUAUCCAUCGACUAAUUGCUCAUAUUGAAUCCACCGAGGAUAUGUACGCCAAUCUGCAGCAAUCGCAUAUGGAAAAUAUUACUAAAAUUGUUGACACCCAUCGUGAACGCAUCGAGUUCCUUCGAAGGAUCUACGAGGACGACAAACAGGCGGUGCUGAGCGAGUGGGAGCAGGACUCUGCCGGCUUCAAGGAUAUGCACGCCCAGAAGCAGCAGCAGCUCGAGUGCGUCUUUUACCAGUUGGAGGAGACCACCGACACCGGGAUCCGAGACAACCACGAGCGCUUUUUGGACCGCUGCGAGGACUUAAAGAGCGGGAUGCAACUGCAGUUGGAACAGAUCACCUCUAGGGGAGAGGCCAGGCUGGAGAAGCUAUGGCAGGAGUACCAGUCCGUGCUUGCCGGCUAUUGCCAGCACAUCGAGGGCUUCUAUUCGGAAUAUGUGGACCUCAAGCAGCGGGAUGAGGAGGCAGCCCUUCAGAUCAGCCAGCAAACCCACGAAAUCGAGCAUUUAGUGGACCAACUGGCCAAUCUGCGCCUAGUGUCCGAGGAAUUCUACAACAAGCAACAGGGUCAAGUGGAGCAGCGGCAGUCCAUCAAGCAGCAGUUAACGGAAAGACUCCAAGAGCUGCGCACCUGCGUGGAGGACGAGAUGGCCAGAGAUCAUCAGUCCUUCAAGCUUAUGUCCGUGGAGAGCUACAAUGCUCUGGAGUUUCUCCAAGAGACGGUGGGCAAGGGGGAGAUACUAAUUCAGCUCUCCGCCGUUUGUGCCAAGAUGGAAACAGAGCGGGAGCGAAUGUUCCAGCUGCCUGAGAUUUCUCGUGAGAUUAUAGAGAUACGGGAAAUGGAUGAUCAACAGGCUGGAGUGUCAAGUGAUCCGGCUACUGAUCUCUUGAAGGACGAGGUGGGUGUGGUGCCUCAAAUGGACACCUUCUGGCGGCGGGUAAACAAUGUGGCCGUGGAUGUGGCCUGUCUGAAGCAGCAAAAGCGUCGCCUGGAGUCAGAGAAUGCCCAGCUGAAGGCUCAACUGCAGGAUUAUCUGGUCAAUCUGAAUAUCGCCAACGGCUCCAACAGCCACAUCCACCAAUAUCUGGCCCGGCGGCCCAAAAGCAUGUCCGUGGACCGAGUGUCGCGAUUGCAGCUUCAGCCCAAGCAGGUGAGGAGCGCCCUGCCCACAGGUCGUCGUCCUCAGGCGCCCACUCCGCCCACAUUUCAUUUGCAUUCUGGGCGCAGCAGAGUGCCUGCCUUCGAGGCUAAUUUUACGAAUGUUGUGCGCUCGAGGACCUUAGUCAGGGGCAGGGUGGAGCUGGCCAGGAUGGACUGAGA
Messenger RNA from Drosophila kikkawai, 1783 nucleotides. RefSeq names its product dynein regulatory complex subunit 2. Gene Ontology annotation, cellular component: axonemal dynein complex; axoneme. The record is from RefSeq and is a predicted model, not a curated record. NCBI's taxonomy places the organism in Eukaryota, Metazoa, Arthropoda, Insecta, Diptera, Drosophilidae. Gene Ontology annotation, biological process: cilium-dependent cell motility; axonemal dynein complex assembly; regulation of cilium movement.